AUGAAUAAAGAACUUAAGUAUCUAUCGGGCUUUGGCAAUGAAUUUUCAAGCGAAGACCCUCGUUGUCCAGGUGCGUUGCCAGUAGGUCAAAAUAAUCCACAGAAGUGUCCUUAUGGUCUUUAUGCUGAGCAAUUGUCCGGUACCGCAUUUACUGCACCACGGGAUGAUAAUAAAAGAACAUGGUUUUACCGUAUAAAGCCAUCAGUAUGUCAUGGGCCUUAUGAUCGCAUCAAAACAACUAAACUUACACAUGAGUGGAAUAUACCUGAACCCAAUCCGCUACGGUGGAACGUCUUUGACUUACCAACACGUCAGGAUCCACCAAUUGAUUUUAUUGAAGGUCUUCAUACGAUUUGUGGCGCUGGAGACUCCAGUGUUCGUAAUGGAAUAGCUAUUCACGUUUAUUUGUGCAAUGCUUCUAUGAAGAAUUCAGCUGUUUAUAAUGCCGAUGGAGACUUUUUGAUUGUACCUCAAUUGGGAAGCUUAAUAAUAACAACAGAGUUUGGAAAAAUAAAUUUUGAGCCUAAUGAAAUUUGUGUUAUCCAACAAGGGAUGAAAUUUUCUGUUAGUGUUUUGGGACCAUCACGUGGAUAUAUUUUAGAAGUCUUCGAUAACCAUUUUCAGUUGCCUAAUCUAGGGCCAAUCGGAGCGAAUGGUCUCGCAGCACCAAGAGAUUUUUUGACACCUGUUGCAUACUAUGAAGAUCGUGAAGAAGAAUUUAAAGUCUAUUGUAAAUACCAAGGCGAAUUGUUUGUAUCAAAACAAAAUCAUAGUCCAUUUGAUGUUAUCGCUUGGCACGGAAAUUACGUUCCUUAUAAAUAUGAUUUGAAUAAAUUCAUGGUCAUUAAUUCAGUAUCUUUCGACCAUUGCGAUCCGUCGAUCUUCACACUUUUGACAUGUCCGUCAUUGAAGCCAGGAACAGCGAUAGCGGAUUUUGUAAUUUUUCCGCCGAGAUGGUCUGUACAAGAGAAUACUUUUCGCCCGCCGUAUUACCACAGAAACUGCAUGAGCGAGUUCAUGGGAUUAAUUAAAGGACGCUAUGAAGCUAAAGAAGACGGUUUCCAGGCUGGAGGUGCUUCUUUGCACACUAUAAUGACUCCUCAUGGGCCUGAUGUUAAAUGUUUUGAAGGUGCUUGUAAAGCGGAAUUGAAGCCUGAGAAAAUUGCAGAAGGUACCAUGGCAUUCAUGUUUGAAACUUCGUUAUGCAUGAACUUGACUUCUUGGGCCGCUCAAAGUAAUAAACUUGAUCCUAAUUACUAUAAAUGUUGGGAAGGUUUGAAAAAAAGUUUUAAUGGUAAUCUUAAAGCUUGA
Cotesia congregata is the source of this 1311-nucleotide messenger RNA. The record is from the annotation of a GenBank genome assembly. Lineage: Eukaryota; Metazoa; Arthropoda; Insecta; Hymenoptera; Braconidae.